Molecule: messenger RNA, 1134 nt
Organism: Suillus fuscotomentosus
Lineage: Eukaryota; Fungi; Basidiomycota; Agaricomycetes; Boletales; Suillaceae
Product: Metallo-dependent hydrolase
Exons: 5
Coding region: 1-1134 (377 amino acids)
Biological process (GO): inosine biosynthetic process; adenosine catabolic process
Molecular function (GO): adenosine deaminase activity
Source: RefSeq, a predicted model, not a curated record
AUGUCAGAAAUUGCAGGCCCUGCAGCUGCUGCUCUGGCAUCGCUAUGCCCUGACGAUGUAAUUUUCCUUCAGUCACUCCCCAAGGCAGAGCUCCAUGCUCAUCUCAACGGAUCUAUACCUAUCAAAACAAUACUGGAACUUGCGCAGAAAUACUCGCCUUCUAGUCCACUGACAACUGAGGUCGCAGACAUUAUCGAGAAACUCAAGUCUGGAGUCAUCUUGAAUGACAUAUUUGACUUUUUCUCUCUGAUGCCCGCUAUCUAUACUCUGACAUCAACCCCGGAAGCAGUCUUGACAACUACUCGCGCAGUCCUCCAGUUGUUUCUGAACCCCACCAGUGAUGGCGCGGAAAGUCCUCAAUGCACGUACCUUGAACUACGGACUACACCUCGCGCGACGACACACAUGACGCGAGAGAGGUACCUCACGGUCGUGCUUGAUGAAGUAGAGAUGUAUCCUGCUACUCAGGCCGCCCUGAUCGUGUCCGUUGAUCGUCGCAUGAGUGACUCGGACCUUGAAGAAUGCAUCAGUCUCGCCAUCGAGAUGAAGAACAGAUGCAGAAGAGUUGUAGGCAUUGAUGUAUGUGGGGAUCCACGCAGUGGCGACAUGCAAUCCUUCACUCAGCACCUAGCAAGAGCAAAGGGUGCCGGCCUUGGGUUGACCGUGCACAUCGCGGAGAGCACAAAUAAUACAACCGAGGAUUCUCUGGCACUCCUUAGUUGUCGUCCGGAUCGACUCGGACACGCGACAUUCCUUUCAGAUGAACUGAAGAUUUUGUUCUUUGAGGAUAUCCCGCAGCCUGGGACAGAAUGCGGCUCUUUGUCUGAAUCGGAGUCGCCCAAUAACGCGCGUACGAACGGACAGUACAAGCCAUGCAUCGAGAUAUGCCUGAGCUCUAAUCUUCUAUGUAAAACUGUCGCAUCCCUCGACGCGCAUCAUAUUCGCUAUUAUCUGAAGAAUAACCAUCCCAUCACCAUUUGUACCGACGACGCACUCCCUUUCAGGACGUCUUGUCUUGGAGAGUACUCUUUGCUUCUGGCACAGCCUCCGCUAGGCCUUGGCUUGAGCAGAGAUGAUGUAGCUAGAAUCGCACGGAUGGGCAUGGAUGCUGCAUUUCUGAGACCUCGUGAUUGA